This is a messenger RNA of Ailuropoda melanoleuca (giant panda), 2403 nucleotides long. RefSeq names its product RELT like 2 (gene RELL2). The record is from RefSeq and is a predicted model, not a curated record. Gene Ontology annotation, biological process: positive regulation of cell-substrate adhesion; positive regulation of p38MAPK cascade. The transcript has 7 exons. NCBI's taxonomy places the organism in Eukaryota, Metazoa, Chordata, Mammalia, Carnivora, Ursidae. Bases 850 to 1761 code for a protein of 303 amino acids.
GGGCUCUGCGGUGGACGGGUGGCAUCGGUCCUAGGAUGCGAGGGUCAUUUCCUUCCGGGCGAGGGUCAAAUCCUCGGGAAUCCGAGACAUCUCGUCCAGCCAGCUGCCCCAGAUGGGGCGCAGGCCGUUGUCACCAGUCUAGGAGACUUCGGAGAACAGUCUCGCCGUCCCACUCGGGUGCAGAAAGCCAGCUUCCCCGGGCCCGCUGGGAAGAUUCCUUACUAUCCACUGGACCGAAGCAUUUGAGGGCAGGAGCCGCGCCAAGCAUGCGGGAUAGACCAAUGGAGAGCGCUUUGUUCUGACUGCCUGUCCUCCCCACCCGGACCCAGACUCGGCGCCGCACACUCCCCCGGGGGGGUUGAGGGGGGCGGCGCAGUCACGCGCGCCCCACACUUGCGCUCACAAGCGCGCAAGGCUCUCGCUCUCCGCCCCGCACACCUGCGCUCCGCCCCCUGGUCCCGGGCUGGCGACUGGCGAAGGCAUUUGGGAACCUAGGGCUGCUGCGGCGGCGCCCCCCACCCCCAUCUCCUUCCCCUUCCCACGGCCGGAGUUGCCCCGAGCCAGCUGCCGCUCCCAACCAGCCCGCAUCCCUCUUCAUCCUUCCCUCCCCCCGCCUGCCGCGGCACCGGUAUUUGCAGCCGGAGCCCGGAGCCGGUGAGGCGGCGAAGGGGGGAGGGGGAGGAAGCAAGGGAUGAGCGCCGGGAGGGCGUCGGGGGCCCUGAGCCGGACUAGGACGUCCCUGGAGCCGGAACCCGAGCCGGAGCCGGAACCAGAACCAAACCACCGUCCCUAGCUGCAGCCCCCUAACCCCAGGAGGCGCCCUGGCCCGCGCUCGCCCCCCAGGGCCUCAUGUCGGAACCACAGCCUGACCUGGAGCCGCCCCAACAUGGGCUAUACAUGCUCUUCCUGCUUGUGCUGGUCUUCUUCCUCAUGGGCCUCGUAGGCUUCAUGAUCUGCCACGUGCUCAAGAAGAAGGGCUACCGCUGCCGCACGUCGAGGGGCUCGGAGCCUGAUGAUGCCCAGCUCCAGCCCCCUGAGGACGAUGACAUGAAUGAGGACACAGUAGAGAGGAUUGUUCGCUGCAUCAUCCAAAAUGAAGCCAAUGCUGAGGCCUUGAAGGAGAUGCUGGGGGACAGUGAAGGAGAAGGGACAGUGCAGCUGUCCAGCGUGGAUGCUACCUCCAGCCUGCAAGAUGGAGCCCCUUCCCAUCAUCACACAGUGCAUCUGGGCUCUGCAGCCCCUUGCAUCCACUGCAGCCGCAACAAGAGGCCCCCACUUGUCCGUCAGGGACGCUCCAAGGAAGGAAAAAGCCGCCCCCGGCCUGGAGAGACCACCGUGUUCUCUGUGGGCAGGUUCCGAGUGACACACAUUGAGAAGCGUUAUGGGCUACAUGAGCAUCGUGAUGGCUCUCCCACGGACAGGAGCUGGGGGUCUGGUGGAGGGCAGGACACAGGGGGUAGUCAGGGGUCUGGGGGAGGGCAGCCCAGGGCAGGGAUACCUGCCAUUGAGAGUGUGCCCCCUGAGAGGCCACAGCCCCUGGGCCUCGCCAGUCCCCCAGUGCAGAACGGAGGACUCAGGGAUGGCAGCCUAGUCCCUUGUGCACUUGAAGGGAACCCUAGAGCCUCUGCAGAGCCAAUGCUAGGGGCUGGAGGGAAGGGCCCAAGCCCAGGACUGGCCAGUCGAGAGGCAAUUGGACAGCCAAGCAAACUGGACACCUCAGAUCACCAGGUGUCCCCACCACGGGGAGCAGGGGGUGUGUGAGGUGAGUCUGCCUGGGCCCCAAAGCAGAUAAUCUCAUCUUCCCACCCCCUACUUAUACCACCUAAGCCCAUUAGCUUGCUGUACUCCCAGGGAUGGCCUUUACUACGAAUUCUUUGGUUUAGUGGUGGGGAAUGGGCAUGUGCUCCAGGAGACAGGGAAGGUCCUGCAGCCCCUGGGGAAAAGCUGAGACACAUCCUGAAUAGGAAGCAACACUGUUACCCUUCCUCUCCUCCAAGCCUCCUUCUUCACUGUGCUGAUGGACAACCAGCUGGCAGGGCCAGGGGGUGGGUGGGCAUGAAGGCCCUCCUCUCCAUUGGACAGCACUACCCCCCAGCUGAGGAACCAGCUCUACUUCCAUCUGGAGUUGCAUGGUCUCAGGCUGGGGGACCUCGGGAGAAGUCUCCCCACCCCCAUCCCUUAGUCUCUUUCAUUUUCCCUGCCUACCAACAGGCUGUCUGACCCCUUCCCCAUCACCUCGCUCCAUUUGCUAGAGCGUGGCAGCUGGGAGCAGGCCCCUGCCCUUGGUGGCCCCUAAAGCAAUAGCACCUUAGGCCCCCUGCCCUCUUGGCAAAAGAGGCCCAGGCCCUGGCUUGGGCUUAGUGCCCUUUAUUCACUGUCAAUAAAUCCGCUCAGACCAUUACA